UUUUGGGAAGUCGUAUUUGAAGUUCGGCUUGAAGCUCUUAGCUCGGAGCGGCUCGUUCAGUGAGAGUGAUACGAUAGCUUGGAUGUCCGAAACGGUCAAUCCAACGAGAAUAUCCCAGAACGGCUGGUUCAACGGGACUGCUACGACACUUCAAGUGAAGUAUAUGUUCUCGUUGAUCCAGCUGGCUGUGACAUACAGGUACAAAGUUAGUAUUGUGGUUUCUCAGGCCCUUCCGAUCAGUGCUAAUGGAUGUCGUUCUUCUGUCCCGGACCAUCUCACAUGUCGAGCAGAACUUCUCGCGGGAUUGCAUAUGAACGUUUGCCAUGUGAAGAUAUUGACACUGCAUUCGAAGGCAGCCUGGACAGCGAUACGGAAUCGCGGAAUGCGAUUGACGACGAAUUUCCGGACAGACAACAUGUAGAACAAAGUCUUCUCCGUAAAGUCGACCUCAGGAUGUCCAUCCUCGUCCUCAUUUAUAUCUUAAACUAUAUCGACCGCAAUAAUGCAGCUGCAGCUAGAUUACGUGGCUUUGAGGACGAUCUUCACCUAGAAGGGCAACAGUUCAAUACCAUUCUGAGCAUUCUUUACGUCGGCUACACACUAAUGCAGGUCCCAUCGAAUAUGUACUUGAACAAGAUAGGGAGACCCUCCAUAUAUCUGCCGAUAUGCAUGGUGAUGUGGGGUUUGAUAUCAAUCCUAACGGGAACAACGACAGGCUUCCGUGGAGCUGUGUGCACUCGGUUCUUCCUGGGAUUCGUCGAGGCCGCAUUCUUUCCUGGUGCUUUAUUUCUCUUGUCUAAAUGGUACAAGCGAAGAGAACUUGGCCAACGAACAGCAAUAUUAAGCUGUGGUAUUAUGAUCAGUAACGCUUUUGGGUCACUCUUAGCAUCAGCCAUUUUGGAUGGUAUGGACGGAGUUAUGGGCCAAGCAGCUUGGAGAUGGCUGUUUUACAUUGAAGGUUCUAUGACGGUUUUAGUUGCAAUAUGUGCCAUAUUCAUCCUUCCCGACUUCCCUACCACAUCGUGUGACUGGCUCACAGCCGAAGAACAGGCUCUUGCUCAAUUUCGAAUGGAGGAAGAUGUCGGUGUAGAUGAUGAAACGGAAUGUUCCAAAGGUGGGGAAUCUGGUCUGAAGCAGGCGUUCUCAGAUUGGAAGGUCUGGUGGCUCGCACUUGCGAUGACUCUCUUGAACGUCUUGCUAUCAUUCAAUGCCUUUUUCCCAACGUUGAGCGCAACGCUGGGUUACAGUUCGACUGUGUCAUUGUUGCUCUGCUCCCCGCCUUGGCUGUUUGCAACGUGUGUAGCAUUUUUUACGUCAAGACAUUCUGAUGAAACAGGUGAACGCUUUGGCCACAUUACGAUCCCUUUACUCGUCGGAAUCGCGGGGUUUAUGAUGGCCAUGGCGACUAUGAACACCGCAGUUAGAUACUUCUCAUUGUUCCUGAUGGCUCAGUCUUAUACCGCGUUUGUCGUGUAUUGGGCAUGGGUUAGCAACUCUAUUCCCCGUCCAACAUCAAAGCGGGCCGUAGCCCUUGCAUUCAUUAAUGCAUUCUCAUCGUCAGGAAAUAUCAUAGGCUCCUACGUCUGGCCAAAGUCAUGGGGUCCUUCCUAUUGGAACUCGUAUGCCAUUUGUAUAGGAAGUGGCGCUCUUUGCAUCAUAAUGUCGUGGAUAUUCAGGCGGCACUUGAUGCGGUUGAAUCAGGAGAUUGAAACUAAGAAGAUAGAAGAAGGAGUGUCGAAGGAUUUCACAUACCUGCUGUGAUUAUCAUAGGCAGGCUAAUAUCCAAUACCUACAUCUACACACCACAACGCAGUAGUCCACAUUCUUUUGUACGUAGAGAUCGUCAUCGCCGUUGAUUUCCUCCUUUAUUGCGGUGGCGGUUGUAACAAGUUACAAUUGCGCGCGAACGGGCCAUACUUGUUUAUGGAAGACAGGAC
Molecule: messenger RNA, 1937 nt
Organism: Suillus clintonianus
Lineage: Eukaryota; Fungi; Basidiomycota; Agaricomycetes; Boletales; Suillaceae
Product: MFS general substrate transporter
Exons: 13
Coding region: 250-1761 (503 amino acids)
Biological process (GO): transmembrane transport
Cellular component (GO): membrane
Molecular function (GO): transmembrane transporter activity
Source: RefSeq, a predicted model, not a curated record